Messenger RNA from Suillus bovinus, 1961 nucleotides. Its product is annotated as dihydroxyacetone kinase. Lineage: Eukaryota; Fungi; Basidiomycota; Agaricomycetes; Boletales; Suillaceae. Bases 81 to 1688 code for a protein of 535 amino acids. Gene Ontology annotation, cellular component: cytosol. Gene Ontology annotation, biological process: glycerol catabolic process. Gene Ontology annotation, molecular function: glycerone kinase activity. The transcript is spliced from 13 exons. The record is from RefSeq and is a predicted model, not a curated record.
GGGUGGGAGCCCGUGAUGUCAUUGCAUUAUGAGAUAGUGUACUGUUCAUGUAAACUCCUUUCUUCCCACUCGCAGCCAUCAUGGUCGUACAAAGCAAGCAUUUCCUGAACACAGCACCCUCUCUCGUGCUCGAUUCCUUAGAAGGACUGUGCGCAAUCAAUACACAACUAGCUCUUGAUCCGAUCCAUAGAGUCGUCUACCUUGCUGAUCAGGACCGCUCCAAAGUUGCUCUCCUCUGUGGAGGUGGUUCUGGUCAUGAGCCAUCCCACUCAGGUUUCGUAGCUGCUGUGUGUGGACAUAUCUUUGCCUCUCCAAGUGCUGGUCAAGUUCGCCGUGCAGUAGAUCUGAUCGACAACAAAAGAGGGAAUUACACCGGCGAUGUCCUCAAUUUUGGUCUAGCCAAAGAAGAAUAUGCGGCCCGUUAUCCCGACAAAGCUGACCGUGUCAAGUUCGUCAUCGUAGGAGAUGACGUUGCUGUAGGAAAAACCCAAGGUAGUAUUGUCGGAAGACGUGGUCUUGCAGGUGUUUGUCUCGUCUACAAAAUUGCAGGCGCCUUGGCCCAAACUGGUGCCUCUGUAGAUGAGGUCUACGAUAUCGCCCAGUACGUUUCCUCUAGGCUCGGUACUAUAGGGGUUGGUCUGGACCACUGUCAUGUCCCUGGAACCGCUAUUCCCGAUACAUAUUUGGGUGCGAAUGAACUCGAAAUCGGUCUCGGAAUUCACAACGAAAGUGGUCACCGUCGCAUUUCUCCUGUUCCACCUCUCAAUGAACUCAUCCCCACUCUCCUCGACAUGAUUACUUCCACACAGACAAAGAACGACCGUGUUGUUCUUCUCGUCAAUAACCUCGGCGGUCUCAGUGAACUUGAACUCGGCGGAGUAGUCGCCGAAGUGAGGCGUGCUCUGGAUAAAUCUGGGAUUAAGAUCAUGCGCCUGCUUUCUGGCUCUUCAUGUCUCAACAUGCCCGGAUUUUCAAUUACGAUGCUCCUUCUCCCCGCCGAAAACGACACGGGAACUCCAACCGCUGAUUUCAUCCUUUCCUUACUCGACGACAGUAUCAACACACCCAGGAUGGAAAUGCCACCAUCUGUCUUUUCGUCCCUCCCGACUGCAACCCACGCGAAGGCCUGGUCAGCCUCACUCAAAGCCCCCGAUGUCGAUCAAUUCAACAGUGCUAUAGAGCGUGCAUGCCGGGCCCUCAUUAUUGCUGAGCCCGAGAUUACUCGCAUGGACAACAUCGCUGGUGAUGGGGACUGCGGACUUACGCUCAAAGAUGGUGCUACAGCUGUGCUUGAGGCUCUGAGCAAAAACAGCAUCUCUGGCAACGAUGUACUUGGCAGCGUCAUCACAAUAUCUCGUAUCGCAGAGGAUGCGAUGGGAGGAACUAGCGGAGCCCUCUAUUCAAUCUUCUUCUCUGCCCUCGCUCAAGCGCUCGCUAAAAGCUCCUCCUCGAUCGCCACACAAGAAGUAUGGUGCACGGCUCGACCCCUCACUGCCUUCAUCGGUGCACUGUCGUCCGGCCUUGCGGCAGCCGUGAAGGCUGCUAGAGAAGCUGCUGAAGGGACGAAAGACAUGGAGGCAAAGGCCGGUAGGAGCGCAUAUAUUGAUAGCACAAAGCUAAAGGCUGAGCGAGUUGCCGAUCCUGGGGCAUGGGGCGUGAAAGUUGUGGUGGAGGCCCUAGCUCAGUGAUGGUAUUUUAGGCAUUCACAGUAUUGAUUCUCCAAACAUGUGACUGAUGCGGUCACCAUCGGGCCAGAGAUAGCCGUGCGUAGCGAGAAAAUUGCUAACCAAAUUUGAAGCACGAGAUAAUUUGCCAGUACUUGGUCACUCUGACUGAUUGACAUGAACAUGCAUAAAUAGGGGCAGGCUCGAUGUCAUGAUCAUCAGCCAGGCGAGCAAUAAUCCUGAAUUCAUCAAUAAGAGUGCCGCAGCCUCCGUGUACUUCAACUGGAAGCAAUAAUG